AAAUGAAAGAAGGAAGAAGAAAGAAAAAUGGAAACAUUUUGCUCUGUGCUUUCCCUUCUCUCUCUUCUGCUUCUUCUUCCUCCUCCUCUCAUCUUCUGCUUCCCCUGAAACCUUCACUCUCUCUCUUCUUUCAUCCUUGUUCUUACCAGUAGGGUUUUUUUUUCCUCCACCGUUUCAAAUCACAUCUCCCAAAUCCUUCUCGGCUGCGGGUGGAAAAUGGAGCUUCUACUCUUCUCCCCAUUUCCAUCACCUUCAGUGGUUUCUUUUUUCUAGUGGUUAUGUGGUCUGAUGUGGGUUUAUCAUCUUCUGAGCUUCAUUUCAGCUGGAAAAAGUGGUUCCUGAAUUGAGUUGUACUGUUUAAAUCUUGAUGAAACUUCAGGGCUAGCUUAAUGUUGCAUUCCGUCUCAGAUUUUUUGUAAGAUAUGGGGUCGUAUUCAGGCACUUCUGAGAUCGUCGAAGCUCGAGAAGAUUUGGAUUCUGCACAGCAUUCUAGCAAAGGAGCUUAUCCGUAUCGAUGUCACUCUGGCUUAAGUUUAGGUAGCAUGGAUCGGAGAAAGCCUCCAGCUUUGAAGCUGGGAGACAAGGAUUCACUGGAGGAUGAAAUCAACCAGCUGUUUGAGGCCAUCAGUCUAAAGAAUGCUUCCAAAGGUUUGGGAGUUUCAACUCAACCCAGCACAAGCUCGUCUAGCCCUCUGAAUCGGAAUGCAAUGAUGAAGAGGCCUAUGGUUAGUAGUGUUUCCAAUUCCCCACGUGUCAGUAGCUCGGAAGGUGUGUCUCUGAAGCAGGCAUUGAGGGACCUUUGUCUCUCCAAGGCAUCAGAAAUGGCUGCCAUGAAAAGGGUUUCGAAAUCGGCUACUGCUGCUGCCUCCCCUGGAGGAGCCUCGGAGGCUGGCAGGAUCAAGAACUUGUACAAUUCGGUGUUGGUCGAGAGCAAGAAGGCGGGUGAGGUUACUCGAGAUGUCGGUAAAGGGACAACAAUGGUUGAGAUAUCCCUUGUUCCAGAAGAGAGCAGCGGCAAGAAGAAGAUGCUGCACCUCGAGAUCCCUAAGAUGAGAUCUCUGAACCCGAGUGCUCAAUCGUCUCCACGGCUACAAGCAUUGAAGUCACCAGCUAAUCUAAGUGCCCAAUGUUCUCCUCGAUUCAUAGCACCACCGAUGAAGCCAGUUCAGAAUGAGAUUCAGAUGGAAUCUAAGAAAGGUGGAAGCCAAACCACAUUCUCAUCUCCUAGAAUGGCUGAUCAGAAGAAAGUACAAAUGGCUUCUGCGACUAGAAAAGUUGGCAGUCAAGCAUUGAAGUCACCUUCCGAGAGUACUCAUUCUUCUCCUCGGUUGCCUCCUUCCAUAACAAAGGGUUCGAAUAAGAACAAUUCCUCAAGUAAUGGUACUAUUACUUCUGGACCAAAAAGAUUGGGCGCUCAAGCAAUGAAAACCGAGAAGGUGCAAAUGGAGAAGAAGGUUAUGACACUUGCAGAUUCCAUAUCCUGUCCCGAUUCUCCUGACAACUCUCCAAAGGUAGCAGCAGUAAAGCCUCCUGCCUCAACCAAAUCGACAGUGAAAGUUUCUCCACCAAAAACAGGUCGCAAAGGCAGUACUAAGAGCACAAAACAUGUUAAAACAGUGAUAAGAAGCAAGAGCAGCACCAUUAAGAAGAAGAAAAAGCAGGGUGCAAAUUCUGCAUCCUCAGUUUCUAAUGAAGGCGAUGGCAAUUUGCUUCCAGUCCAAACUCCAAUGGUUUGCCAGAAAUGUCAAUGUGCACUAAGUAGUAAUGCAAAUGAAGAACCAGUUCAGCAAAACCCGGCUCCCAUCUCUGCCGAGAUAACCUCCUACAAUAAACAAAACCCAGUUGAGAAGAUGAAGAGUUCAAAACGAGAGAAAGGCGAAUUCUCUCAGAGCUCGAAAAGCAGUUUGGGAGAUUACAGCACUAGCACAAGCAACAGUGAGGAGAGCAAUGCCAGCAGAUUCAGCAGCUGCUGCAACAGGCCACACAUGUCGAAGGAUGUCCGGUGGCAAGCUGUUCGGCAUGUCAAGACAAGAGAUAGAGUGCUGACAUUGGCUCACUUCAAUCUGUUGAAGAAGCUCGGUUGUGGAGAUAUAGGGACGGUGUAUCUGGCCGAGCUCAUAGGUACGAACUGCCUGUUCGCAAUCAAGGUGAUGGAUAACGAGUUCCUGGCAAGGAGGAAGAAACUGCCAAGAGCACAGACAGAGAGAGAGAUACUGAGGAUGUUGGACCAUCCCUUUCUUCCCACGCUUUAUGCACAGUUCACUUCUGAUAAUUUAUCGUGCUUGGUGAUGGAAUUCUGCCCUGGUGGGGAUCUUCAUGUGCUUAGACAGAAGCAGCUUGGGAGGUGCUUCCCUGAGCCAGCAGCCAGGUUCUACGUUGCUGAAGUCCUCCUAGCUCUAGAGUACCUCCACAUGCUCGGAGUCGUCUACCGAGACUUGAAACCCGAAAACAUCCUCGUACGUGAAGAUGGCCACAUCAUGCUCACAGACUUCGACCUCUCAUUACGAUGCAACGUGAGCCCAACUCUCCUCCAAUCAUCAUCAUCAUCAUCAUCAUCAACUGCUCUCACUGAUCCCCCGAGAAUCUCCGGCCCAUGCACAUCUUCCUCCUGCAUUGACCCAUUCUGUAUUGAGCCAUCCUGCCGUGUCGUGUCCUGCUUCUCUCCCCGACUCCUUCCCCCACGAAACGCCGCCAAAGCCAAAGUGAGAGCCGAGCUCCUCCUUCGAUCAACCCUCCCACAGCUUGUGGCAGAGCCCACUGAUGCUCGGUCAAACUCGUUCGUUGGAACCCAUGAGUACUUAGCACCGGAGAUCAUCAAGGGAGACGGCCAUGGUGCAGCAGUCGACUGGUGGACUUUCGGCGUGUUCCUAUACGAGCUUCUCUACGGGCGAACACCUUUCAAAGGCGCGGGCAACGAGGAAACAUUAGCAAAUGUAGUGUUGCAAGGGUUGAGGUUUCCUGACAGCCCACUGGUGAGCUUCCAUGCGAGGGAUCUCAUUCGAAGGCUGCUGGUGAAGGAGCCUGAGGGGAGACUAGGGACCGAGAAAGGUGCAGCGGAGAUCAAGCAGCAUCCUUUCUUCGAAGGAUUGAAUUGGGCGCUCAUACGCUGCGCUGUUCCCCCCGAGCUGCCUGAUAAUUGGUAUGAUCAUCACAGCAGUGGUGGUGGUGGCGGCGGGUAUGAAGGUGGUGAUGGUGAUCAGUACUUGGAGUGUAAAGCCACAGGCGAACACCUCGAGUUCGAGCUGUUCUGAAAUGUUUUACUAUGGUAAUAUUUUAUUUUGCACGAAUUAGUGUUACUGUUAAGGAAGUCGAGUAAAUGGAGGGAAAUGGGAAGGGGUGAGAUUGUUCUCUGGAAGUGGAAAUCCAGAUUUUGCUAACUGCGAAAAAGCAGAGUUUUUAUAUAAAUCAGCAGCUUCGCUUUUGUGUAUAACUGGUUUGCUCUGUUCUAGUAGUCUUUCACCUCAAACUACAAUUUUACUGACGAUGGGAGAAAUCACCAUUGAUAUCCUUUUUGGCU
This is a messenger RNA of Linum tenue, 3517 nucleotides long. NCBI's taxonomy places the organism in Eukaryota, Viridiplantae, Streptophyta, Magnoliopsida, Malpighiales, Linaceae. The record is from the annotation of a GenBank genome assembly.